CGUGGCCGAAUGUUCAUUUUUAGGUUUCUUGAUUGUAUUUAUCCGAGACAAUUCGGGAUGGGACAGCCUUUGGUAUGAAGCACUGGUUUCCACUGCCCGAGACUGCUUCUCAGCAUUUUUGGCCAGUUUCCUAGCAUACGCAACGCAUUAUCAACGCGUACGUCCAGUCAGAAUGAUUCUAGUCAAUCAUACAAUUUUCAUCGCUGGUAUUUUGAUGCUACGGUUUCAUCAGGCGAUUUUGUUUUUCUCGGCAUUGGCACUCUUAUCAAUGGACAUUUCAGCAGAAAAAUAUAUGAUCGAGUUGUGCAUUGAUGAAUCGGCAGUUAAUCAAUCAGAACAGGUUACAGAUCAAUCAACAGUUACUCAAUCAGAACAGAUUGCAGGUCAACCGACAGUUACUCAAUCAGAACAGAUUGCAGGUCAACCGACAGUUACUCAAUUAAAACAGGUUGCAGAUCAACCAACAGUUACUCAAUCAGAACAGGUUGCAGGUCAAUCGACAGUUAAUCAAUCGGAACAAGUUACAGAUCAACCAACAGUUACUGAAUCAGAACAAGUUGCAGGUCAACCGACAGUUAAUCAAUCGAAACGGGUUAUAACUGCUUGGUUGGUUAUAGCAGCAUUAGCAGGGGCCGUUUUGGGCGCGCUGCUGAUGCCAAGUCUUCCAACAAGUGCACAGCUCUUUAUUUCAGCAUUUUGGGUGGGAAUUGGUUGGAUAUUAGUCUUUUAUGAUAGUAAACUUUAUGAGGUAUCUUCAGGAGAUCAUGAAGGGGAAAAUCAUGAAUUAAGGCCGCUUCUGAAGUUACUCCCUCUGUGGGCACCUUUCCUUAUAUUUUAUGUUGUUGAUGCGGCAGGUAGCGCCUUCUUUGAUAAUAGAGCUUCUUUGGAUAUGAUACAGAAAUUUUCUGGAAUCAUAGUGUCGUGUUUAAUUGAUUCUGUAAUCGUAAUGUUUUGCGGCGAGGUAAACCAACAAGUACAACAGCGCAUUAGGCUAGCGAAGAUUAUUUUCGGGAUGUUGGUUUGUUCUUUGUUCUGCAUUGACGCCCGGCAUGUUCAGGAUAAAAGAAAAUCAGAAGGCUUAUUCACCUUCACUCGACAGCGUAUCUUGUUAGGAAUUAUGAACGAAAUGGUUAAAGAAAUGUUGGGAGAAUACUUCCGUGACCAAGUACCAGAUCAAUCCAUGCAUCAUUUGGAAUUCACAUUCAAUAGAUUUGUGGAAGGAAUGGGACGAUUGUUAGCUGUGGUAUGUAUUCUGGUUUUUAGAAAUUGGAUUGGUGAGACUGUCAACAAUGGCCAUUUAGACAAAUACUUUCAAACAUUGGCAGUUACGAACUUAUGUGCCUUACUUAUGUUGCUUUCUCUACCCAAUACAUGGUAUUGUAUAAAAGAGGCAGAGGAUCAUGAUAACGAUCUUGAGAACUUAGAAGAGGGCCGUCGCAGCUACUCUUUGGAAUCUCAAUAUUGCUCUGCACGCUCAUCAUCAGUAUCACAAUAUUUCUCUGCACGCUCAUCAUCAGUAUCACAAUCCAGUGUUGACUUCUCAAGCGAUGAAUCCAUCUCUGCAAGUUCAGAAGCAACAGUACUCCCAAACUUGGAGAGUGCAGAAUCCUCCCACUGGUCAAUUUUGUAUCGUGGCUAUGCUUAAUUGUUAAGAUUUGUUGUAAUUAAUUCAUAUGUCAAAUAGCUUUUCUUGUGAAUUUUUAUAAAUAUGAAACUCCGUAUUAUAUAUGGUUAUGUUUAUGGGUAUUUUUUUAUGGAAAGUAUUAAUUGUUUAUGAGUGUCUUAAAUUUUGUUGUAAUGUAUUAAUUCCCAAUUGGUUAAUGAUUAACAUGGUAUCUGUGCUCCUCAAACUUGGAUGUCACUUGAAAUGGUAGCACUCUAAUAUCAACUGGUCAAAUUCUAGAGGCAAUUAGUUCACUAUAGCUCCAAGAUAAGAUGA
Rubroshorea leprosula is the source of this 1939-nucleotide messenger RNA. The record is from the annotation of a GenBank genome assembly. NCBI's taxonomy places the organism in Eukaryota, Viridiplantae, Streptophyta, Magnoliopsida, Malvales, Dipterocarpaceae.